Messenger RNA from Clarias gariepinus (North African catfish), 9729 nucleotides. It is a transcript of the gene otog, whose product is annotated as otogelin. The transcript has 58 exons. Lineage: Eukaryota; Metazoa; Chordata; Actinopteri; Siluriformes; Clariidae. Gene Ontology annotation, molecular function: protein binding; alpha-L-arabinofuranosidase activity. Gene Ontology annotation, biological process: L-arabinose metabolic process. Bases 1 to 9432 code for a protein of 3143 amino acids. Gene Ontology annotation, cellular component: extracellular matrix. The record is from RefSeq and is a predicted model, not a curated record.
AUGGAUCCUAAUUCAAACUCUAUCCAGAAAGGAUUAUUUUACUUUUUAUUGGUUUGUGUUUUUCUGAUCCAUCAAGUGUGUAUUUUGUGGGCAGUGAAUUUAACUCACGAGCAUGAUCUUAAAAACGGGAGCAGCAGCAGGAUAAUGCUGGCGAAAUGGGAGACCCGUUCCCAAGCUGAGCAGGUAGGACAGCUAUCAAAUACUGCAUUUGAUCCAAAAGAAGCAUGGACUCCCCCACACAGAUCCAAGGCGAGCACAGAUCCUUGUAUGUUUCCAUGCCUGAAUGGAGAUCAAUGUCUCUAUCCAGACUUCUGCAACUGUUCUUUCUAUCAGGCUACUGGAUCACAUUGCCAAACAGUUCCAAAUACAGGGUUGGAGAGAGAGAUGGCAUGUCGAUCAUGGGGGCAAUACAAUUAUGAGACGUUUGAUGGCCUUUACUACUACUUCCCUGGCAAGUGCAGCUACACACUUCUGAAAGAUUGUGAGGACAACACAAAGCCAAGUGUAUUUAUACAGGUUCAUAAUGAUCCAGAAUGUCAUUCUAAUCCGUACUCCUGCAGACGAUCAGUAAGCCUCUUCUUGCCAUGGGAAGGCGAGAUUAGGUUACAAGGAUUCAAUGUUACAUUUAAAGGUCAAAGCCUACAGCUCCCUCAUAAUCUUCAUGAUAUUGAGCUGGAGAGAAUCUCUGACUACAUCCUGGUAUCACAGCACCAGGUUUUCAUGCUGGCAUGGCAGGGUGUUAGCAGCUCCAUCUAUAUUAAAAUGAGUCCAGAAUUUGUUGGUCGCACCUGUGGACUAUGUGGCAAUUUCAAUGCAGAUGUUCAGGAUGAUCUAAAAACCAGCUAUGGUGUGUUAACGGAGAAUCUUGCCAUGUUUGGGAACAGCUGGAUGGAGGAGGAUCCACAGCUUACAUGUCAGAUGGUGCCAUCUCCCUUCCUAUUUCCCUGUUCUGUACAAGAAGCCUAUAAUUUGCUGAAAGUGGAGAAGGUGUGUACAUCUUUACUGAAAGUUCCAUUUAAAUCCUGCCACGAAUUUGUCAAUCCGUAUUCAUACAUUGCCAGCUGCUCUAAUGACCUUUGCCUGUCCGGUUCCAGUGGUGAUAUAGUUUGCCAGGUGUUCACCGAGUAUACAAGAGCAUGUGCUCAUGCUGGACACCCAUUACACAACUGGAGAUCACAUUUUCCUCUAUGUGGGAUUGAAUGCCCUGCAGACCUUCUUUACAGGGAGUGCAUCACAUGUUGUCCUGUGCACUGCAAUUUUGAACACAUCUGCAUUGACAGCAAACUACAGUGUUUGGAUGGCUGCUACUGUCCAGAUGGUCUAAUUUAUGAAGAUGGCAUAUGCGUGAAGCCAUCUGAAUGUCCUUGUGAACACCGGGGUAUGCUGUAUCCCUCAGGACACUCUAUACAGGAGGAGUGCAACAACUGCACAUGUGCUGGGGGUGUGUGGAACUGCACAGAGCACAGCUGCCCAGGGGAGUGUUCGGUUACAGGAGACAUGUAUUUCCAAUCUUUUGAUGGUCGUGUGUACACCUUCCCAGCUACAUGUCAGUAUGUUUUAGCCAAAAGCCGAAGCCCAGGCCGGUUCAUUGUGACAAUACAUAAUACGCCAUGUGGACCUAAUCUGGAUGGGGCUUGUAUUCAGUCAGUGAACCUGGUCUUAAAUGAGGAUCCUCGCACUGAGAUCAUGCUUAGCCAUAAUGGGGAGGUGUACAUGGCAAGCCAGAUCCGUAUCUCUCUACCAUAUUCAGAUGAGAUGUUUCAGAUCCAGGAGCUGUCAUCCAUGUUUGUCCAGGUAAAGACAGUCCACGGCUUAAGGCUACAGUACAACUGGAAAGAGUUCCAACUCUACUUACAGCUUGGUGAACUGUGGAGGGAUGACACAGUGGGAUUAUGUGGUACCUUUAAUGGCAACAUACAGGAUGACUUUCUUGCACCCUCUGGCAUGAUAGAGAGCUCUCCAAACUUGUUUGGGAAUGCGUGGCGCUUGUCAUCAGCCUGCAUGCCACGACCCAGCCUGCCUCAGCUGGAUCCGUGUGAUAUUCAUCAGCAAGCUGCAUCCUAUGCUGUGGAGAAGUGUGAUGUCUUGAUGCAAGAGAUAUUUGCUGUGUGUCAUGAGCAUGUGAGUCCCAUGGCCUUCCUGCUGCAGUGCCGUGCAGAUGUGUGCAGGUGUGGAGUGGCGUGUCUUUGUUCUGCUCUUGCCCAUUAUACACGCACCUGUAGGAAGCACAAUAUUAUCAUUGAGUUCCGCUCACGUGUGCCUGAAUGUGGUGUAACUUGUCCACCAACAAUGGAAUAUGGAGUGUGUGUGUCAUCUUGUGAACGGCACUGCCUCUCUCUGUCACUGCCACAGAUUUGUGGAGAUGAGUGUGAAGAGGGUUGUGUGUGUCCUCUAGGAACAUAUUAUAGCAUGCGCACACAGACCUGUGUUAAAAGGAGUGAAUGUCCAUGUUCCUUUCUGGGAGCUGAUUACUCUCCUGGAGAUGUGAUUCUGACAUCAUCAGAUAUACAAAUUUGUCAAGAUGGAAAACUUGUCUCACAAAGCAUUAUUACUGAUAAACUAUGCCCUCCAGGGCAGGUUUAUGAGGACUGUGGGAAUAUGGUGGAAGGUCUUUCAGCUAGUAAAGGUUUGGCUUGUGUCCACACAUGUGAGUCAUACCUGCUUAAUAUGACCUGCUCCAGCCAUGAGCCCUGUGUACCCGGCUGCAUCUGUCCACCUGGACUUUUAAAACAUGGUGAUGAAUGUUUUGAGCCUGUUGCAUGUCCAUGCUUAUGGAAGGGUAAAGAGUAUUACCCAGGGGAUAGAGUUUCCUCACCUUGCCACCAGUGUGUGUGUCAACAUGGUUCAUUCCAGUGUGACUUUUAUCCAUGUGCAUCAAUGUGCACUGCAUAUGGAGACCGUCACUACCGUACAUUUGAUGGAUUGUUAUUUGACUACAUUGGAGGCUGCAAAGUUUACCUGUUAAAGACCUCAGGUGAUGUAUCAAUUAGUGUUACAGCCGAGAAUGUGGACUGCUUCGAAAGUGGUUCAAUUUGUAGAAAAUCCCCACUAAUAUCCAUUGGAAAGUCAGUCAUUGUUUUUGACAAUGAAAGUGGCAAACCUAAUCCAUCCAGCAUAAUUGACAGACAAAGUGUGUAUAUCUUGAAUGCUGGCUACUUUACCAUUAUUCAUCUAACACAGUAUGAGAUUUCAGUGCUCUGGGACAGAAAAACCACAAUCCACAUUCAAGCUGGACCACGGUGGCAGGGUAAACUAUCUGGUCUAUGUGGGAAUUUUGAUCUGAAGACAGUAAAUGAAAUGAAAACCCCAGAUAACAUGGACUUAUCAACACCGCAGGAGUUUGGCAACAGCUGGACAGCAACAGAGUGUAUUGAAAGUCCUGAUAUAAGGCAUCCAUGCAUUUUAAAUCCAAUCCGAGAACCUUUUGCCAAAAGGCAGUGUGGAAUUCUUCUCAGUGAAGUAUUCCAAGCCUGUCAUCCAGUGGUUGAUGUGACAUGGUAUUAUAUGAACUGUUUGAUGGAUACGUGUAGCUGCAGUCGUGGAGGUGACUGUGAGUGUUUCUGUACGAGUUUGGCAACAUAUGCUCACAGAUGCUGCCAACAUGGAAUUUCUAUUGAUUGGCGCUCACCCUCCUUAUGCCCAUAUGACUGUGAAUACUAUAACAAAGUCCUAGGUAAAGGUCCAUUUAGGUUGCUGACCUAUAAAGAAAAGAAUUUGCUAUUGGCGGCCAAUCGGACAAGUGGAUUUGUGUCUUUGAGGAGGAGAGUGUCCAGCACUGAUGGUGUUGUGACUCUGUUCAUGAUGACUCCUGGACUCAGUAAAACCCGACCACAUGAUUCAUCGUUAGUAUCAUUUGAAGCAGCAGACAGGCCAAAUUAUUUCCUCCAUGCAGAGCGCAGUGGCUACUUAAGAUUGCGCAAGUGGGAAAACAGCAGAGAAUUUUGUGAUGCAGCAACAUUUAUCCUGCAUAGGGACACCUGGAUCACUGGCUUUGAUUCAUUAGAAUCACUUAAGUGGCCUGGAUUCUUUCUAUACUACAUAUUGUAUAAACUGCAACUUCUGAAAUACAAUCAUUCAGCUCACUACCGCAGAGCCACCCUGUUUAAACUUGCUGGUAGCAGUACUGGUGACUCAAUAAUUCCUCAGUGCCAAUGGCGAUAUGAAUCUUGCACAAGUCCGUGUUUUAGGACAUGUAGUGAUCCAAAUGCUCUGAGCUGUGUUACCACCCUAAAAGUUGAGGGAUGUCUGCCCCAGUGUCCAGCUCAUAUGGUCAUGGAUGAGAUGACUCAACGAUGUGUCUAUCUGGAAGACUGUAAUAUGGCCCCAGUUAAACUUCCAGAAUUAAAUUUGACACCUACUGCUGUCACUUCUUCCACUCUGGCCACAGUAACGCUCUUCACAGCAUCAGAAGCACUUAAUAUCAGUCAAACAAAGACUUCCCCUCUAAAGCCUAGAAGCACUGCUUCCACAACUGUUAGUACACACAGUUUAACCCUGUUGUCUACACCUAACACUACCUCUACUACCCCAUUGUCAGACCAAUUAAUUAAGACAUCUUCAUUCCCUCCUAAGUCACUGGCUUCUACUCCUAAAACUGUUACAGUACCUACUACUAAUGUUUUUACUCCCAAUAUCACAAAUAGGACAAUGACCACAAUGACAACAAUAACACCAUCACUUUACAUUAGUACAAAUUUCUCUGGGGCCACAAGCAAGCACAUUUCCACCACCUUAACCAAAUUGUUCACUAAAAUAAGUACUCCCUCCUCUAUAUUAGCAUUAACCUUUGGUGGCACCACUGAGAACACCUCAGGAACCCUCAGAGUACCUCCAGGUACUCCAGAACCUACUAUAUUUUCCAAAACAUCCACAGUUAGAACUACAAAACUUUCUGAAAUUUCUACACCCAGUACAGAGACUGAAUCCUUAACUGUUAAAACAUUCCCAUUAACUAAAUCCCCUGCAUUCGAUUUGAAUACAUCUGCCACUUUGGCACAUUCUAGUGUAUCUAGCCCAUUACAGACCCUCACUGUCAUGCCACCUACAAACACUCCAAGGUAUUCAACAGAGUUUAGCACAGCAAUUAGUGCCUUUAGCACACUAAAAACAACUACAUGGAGUGGCCCCAAAGAACCUUCAUUGGCACACACCAAACAUAAAUCGUUGCCUACUUCAUCAGUUUUGGUGAAAACACCUUUCCCUGUGAAACCUAGAGAGACAACCCAAAUUAUGACAUCUGUUGCUGCAUACCCCAUAUCAAAGCAAACUGUGACCUCCAAAUCAAUAUCCUCAACCCAAAUUACAACAGUGCCUUCAAUGGUCUCCACAAAAGAGGCAGUGGAAACCACAGCAACUACUCCAUUUCAGCCAAUAUCCAUGCUCCACACCACUCAUGCAUCCUGGACUCCUGUUGUCCCACCUUUCGAUGGGACACACAAAACCACCUCUUGGAGAAUAGGCCAAACAACCACAGGGACCCCAACCAUUGAUUCUAUUGCUCCAAUCCUCUCUGAAAGCACAACUAAAGCUGUAUUGCCCACUAUAACGACAAGCCUCCCAGUUCCAUUUCUAACCACGCACAGACGAGUCCUUCCUUCAGCUUUAGCACAUGUAAUCUCAACAUUACCACCUUCAUAUAUAUUGCCCAUACACAUGACAACCCAAAUAACUUCUCCAGUGGUAAGCAGUGGUCCUCUCACUAAAAUUACCACAGAUAGUUCAACAAAGUCACAUUUGGAUCCUCUUUUUUACUCAUCCCCAACUUCCGUUCGUCUCUCAGAGACUGGCACUUUAAAGACACAACCUUCUACUUCAACUUCCACAAUACCAGACGAAAUCAAUAUUAAAACAACAAUUCAGAUGUAUAUGCCUGCAGUUACUACGGAUACUCCUGAUUCCACAGUGUCAGCUCAAACAGAGUUGGAAGGUUUAGCUGAGGCUUACUCAUCAACCACAUCAACCACUCGUGAACCUUCAUUCACUUCUUACUCGCCAACAAUCAGCUUGGUGCCCCUCCAUCCCAAAAUGGAGACAACUCAGUUCAUCCCUCACACUGAUAAAUCUGAAUUAUCCACUAAUAAAUCCAUUCAUCCAUGGUUACAUACACAGUCCACUUCCAGUCCCAGAAUGACUUCACCCCCAGAGAAAAUGGCAACAGUAGUAAUUCCCAAAAUUAUCACAACUGAUUCUCCAACCAUGCAUAAAACAUCCAGGAUCACCAUGACAACACACAUUCCUUCUUCAGUAGUCACAGAAAGGCCAACAACAAUUACAUCCUCAGAGAAAAUGUUAGCUACUACUGUUUCUUUGGAGAAGGCAACAACUGUUUUUCAAACUAACUCUUUAAGUUCACUGACCUUUUCAAGCAGUCCUAGUACUAAUACACCAAUUCAAAAGACUGAAAACAGAACUGCAGUGGGCCUUGCUACAGGACUGGUCAGUACAAGAAAAUCAAUCACUGAUUCCAUGGCAUCACAUGAUAAAACUACAGCUUCUGCAAGAACAGUCUCUUCUACAAGGUCACAAUCAGAUUGGCAACGUGUGGAUGAGAUUAUAUCAGAAACAGACAUGACCACAGAACAGCUACCAUUACCAGACAGGUCUCAUCCUUCUAGCCCGACAUCACUAAUCAUGACAAGCACUUCUUACAUAACACAAACAAAGCACUGGAUAACCCCAACAGAGAAGUUUCUUAAUUUAACUUCUACAGUUUUGUCCACUUCAAGAAAGGAUGUCAGUCCCAGCAAAGUCUGCACUCCUCCAUACUCUGUGGUGGUAGAUGAAUGCACUAAGCUCAUCUGUGUGAAUGGUCAGCUGGUCUUGUUUAAUAAGUCCCAGAGCUGCCCCUAUGACUCCAGCCCUCCAAACUGUGGUCUACUGGGCUUUGCGGUGCUGGUCAAUGGAGACAAAUGCUGCCCAAAAUGGAACUGUCCAUGUCGCUGUUCAGUGUUUCCAGACAUAAAUGUUGUUACAUUUGAUGGUAACAAUGUAGCACUUUACAAAGCAGCAGCAUAUGUGGUGACACAACUCAUGAAUGAAACCAUCACUAUCUUUGUGCAGGAGUGCAACAGCUCAGACAGCACACUUGUCUGGAACUUUACUCACUUGUGCUUGGCAAUUCUAAACAUUACGCAUGACUCCAACCAGGUGCUCAUUAAUCGAUUGCAAAGACAGGUAUAUGUCAACUCUAGGUAUGUAAAGCCACGUUUAAAAAAAUAUGGUUUUAAGGUUUUAGAUACAGGUAACAUGUAUCUAAUUUGGACUCCUGCUGGCCUGAAAAUCCAGUGGUUUCACAGCACAGGCAUGAUGGUAAUUGAAACAGAGACUAAUGACAACAAGGUCUCCACCAUGGGGUUGUGUGGUUGUUGUGAUGGUAAUUCACUAAAUGAUUUGAUUUUACCUAAUGGUACUGUAGUGGAUGAUCAUGAAGAUCCAGCUGUUUUCAUUGAUAGCUGGCAGAUUCCCAACACCACAAUUUAUGUUAGCCAGAGUAGGAGGCGGAAAGUUAAUUGCUCUACAAGCGACUGUUCUGACUGCCUCAACAUGCUCAACAACCUCACUUUCACUGCCUGUCAUUCUUAUGUUCCGCCAGCUGUAUUUUGUGAAAUAUGGGUACGCGAUGCAGAAUAUGUGAAUAACCCUUGCGUGGCUCUUGCUGCAUAUGUUGCCUCCUGCCACAAAUUCAACAUCUGUAUAGAGUGGAGAAGCCCAGAAUACUGCCCAUUUGUGUGUCCUGGGACAUUGCAAUACCAGGCAUGUCUGCCUGCUUGCACAGCUCCUUCAUGUCCUAAUAAGGAGAUGGAGUAUGAUGCAGUACAGUGUUCGGGCAUUUCUGAGGGAUGUAUAUGUUCAGAGGGAACUUUACUACAUCGACCAUACUCUGCCCUCUGCGUCUCGCCUGUAAUGUGUGCCUGUACUGACAGUUUUGGAUCUCCCCGUGCCUUGGGUGAGAUUUGGAAGGCAUCUGUGAAUGGAUGCUGUAUGUAUCGGUGUGAAAGUGAUGGCAUUGUGCCUGUAGAGUUUGAGUGCAGUGACAUUCCUCAGCCAGUCUGCACACGAGCAGGUGAGAUCAGCAUUAGCCUGACAGAUGACAACAGCUGCUGCAUCCAAAGAGUCUGUGUGUGUAAUCAAAGUGCAUGUGAGACCACUUUGAUAGACUGUAAAAUUGGACAGAGGAUGGUGUCAUACUUCCGAAAUGAUUCAUGUUGUCCAGAAUAUACAUGCGAAUGUGAUCCUGACCAGUGUGUGCUGGAUGUCCCUGUGUGCCGAGAGGAUCAGACACUAAUUGCCACUCGCACUGAAGGAAGCUGCUGCCUUGCACACAUUUGCAAGCCAAUUCCAGAGUGUACAGACGGAGAGAUGCUUACUGUGGAUACAAAUAGUACAGAUCGCUGCUGCCCCAUAUAUCACUGCUUGUGUGAGCCUUCCAGGUGUUCAGUCAUUGCAUGUCCAGUAGGAAUGGUUGCUGUCUCUACGAUGGUUCCAGGACAGUGUUGUCCAUCACAGGAAUGCAAAUGUGCAUGUGAGAGAAUCCCUCAGCCUAAUUGUGCCCUGGGUGAGAAAUUGAAAUUAGACAGAGCAUUUAUGGCAGACCCUGAGAAUCACUGUGGCUGUAAACGUUACCAAUGUGAGAGAAGUGCAGUGUGUGUCGAUGGUAAGAGGGGAGUAAUGAGACCAGGACAAACUUUGAUGGAGCACAGUGCUUUGGGAGUCUGUUAUACCACAAGAUGCACGCAAAAAUUUAACUCUGCCACUGGGUUCUAUGUCAUAGAAGCAACAAGUAUUAACUGUACUGCACAAUGUCAGCCAAACCAGGUUUACAUGCCCCCUAAAGAUCAGAGUGCCUGUUGUGGAGUGUGUAAAAAUGUAUCUUGUAUCUACCACAGUGACAACGGAUCUCUAGCUUUGUACAAGCCUGGAAGGAGCUGGGUGUCUUCCUGCAUGCGCUAUGACUGUACAGAGACAGAGUCUGGAUCUGUACUGGUGUCCUACUCCUAUAGCUGCCCUCCCUUUAAUGAAACAGAGUGCAUGAAGAUUGGAGGCACAGUGAUGACAUACAUGGAUGGAUGCUGCAAAACAUGCACUGGACAUUCAAUCUUCCCCUUUCCUGUUAACACACUGAAACCCACCAUUAGUACUAAGUGUGACAGAGGUAAAGAAGAUGGCAAAUCAUGUCAGAAAGUCACUGUGCGGAUGACAAUAAGGAAAAAUGACUGCCGUAGCAACAGACCUGUGAACAUAGUGUCAUGUGAUGGCAAGUGCCCUUCAGCAAGUAUUUACAACUACAACAUCAAUACUUAUGCACGGUUUUGUAAAUGCUGUAGGGAGUUGGGCCUUCAGCGGCGCUCUGUCCAGCUCUACUGCAGUGGCAACGCCACAUGGGUGAACUACUCAAUCCAGGAACCUACAGACUGCUCCUGCCAGUGGUCUUAAACCACACACAUACACACACACAAAACACAACACAUGUUUGCCUCAAAUGGAAAUGUCAGCUUCAAGUAUGCUUAUACUCUAGAGAAACAAAGGGCAUUCUAACACUGGAUAAAAAUGUAUACUGUUGCAACUGGAACAGUGAAAUUGUUCACUGAACUUGAAUAUAUUUUUUACAGAAUUGUUGUGUUUAUCUUUAGUUCUGUCACAUUGGAAAACAUUAAGGAAUGUGCACAGCUGAAUAUGUCUUUGCUCAUGGCUGGUACAUUUUCCUUUCUGAAUUUGAUGUUAAAGGUUUAA